Helobdella robusta is the source of this 2739-nucleotide messenger RNA. RefSeq lists its product as hypothetical. Gene Ontology annotation, molecular function: actin filament binding; microfilament motor activity; ATP binding. The record is from RefSeq and is a predicted model, not a curated record. NCBI's taxonomy places the organism in Eukaryota, Metazoa, Annelida, Clitellata, Rhynchobdellida, Glossiphoniidae. Gene Ontology annotation, cellular component: actin cytoskeleton; cytoplasm; vesicle. The coding region runs from base 1 to 2739 and encodes 912 amino acids. Gene Ontology annotation, biological process: actin filament organization; vesicle transport along actin filament. The transcript has 21 exons.
AUGUCUGGAUUCCCUCCCGAUGACCCAGACUUUCAGUUCCUGGCGUACGACAAGAAGAAGUUACUGGAAGAGCAAGGACAACCGUUCGAUGGCAAGAAGAAUUGCUGGAUAGUUGACCCAAAGGAAGGCUAUUUGAAAGCAGAAAUUAUAAGCACCAAGGGAGAUGAUGUCACCGUCCUAACCGAAAAGAAAGAAGAAAAAACAGUUAAAAAAGAUUCCAUCCAACAAAUGAACCCCCCAAAGUUUGAGAAAAUUGAGGACAUGGCAAAUUUAACUUACCUUAAUGAAGCAUCUGUUCUUUAUAACUUGAGGGCCAGAUACAGUGCCGGCCUCAUCUACACAUACUCAGGAUUGUUUUGCGUUACUAUCAACCCAUACAGACGUCUGCCAAUUUACACGCAGAACGUCAUUAACAGGUACCAGGGCAAAAGGAGAAACGAAAUGCCUCCCCACCUUUUCGCAAUCGCUGAUAAUGCUUAUCGUAACAUGUUGCAAGAUCGUGAGAAUCAGUCCAUGUUGAUCACCGGUGAAUCAGGCGCAGGAAAGACAGAAAACACGAAAAAAGUCAUUUCAUACUUCGCUCAAGUGGCAGCUGCCUCCAAGAAGGAUGAAGAAGAAGAACAAAAACAAUCAGGUAACAAAGGAAGUCUUGAAGAUCAAAUUGUUCAAACCAAUCCUGUACUUGAAGCCUAUGGUAAUGCAAAAACCAUCAGGAACAAUAACUCUUCGAGAUUCGGCAAGUUCAUCAGGAUACAUUUUGGAACAAAUGGUAAAAUUGCUGGUGCCGACAUAGAAACAUAUCUGCUGGAAAAGUCUCGUGUGACGUAUCAGCAGCCUGGCCUGGAAAGGAACUACCACAUCUUCUACUGGCUCCUCUCUGGAAAGAUGACCCACAUUGUAGAGAAGUUGCUGAUUCAAGAAGACCCUGGCCUCUACUUCUUCAUCAAUCAAGGCUGUCUGACUGUCGACAACAUGGACGACAAAGAGGAGAUGGAAAUUGUCGAUAAUGGUUUUGGAAUUUUAGGAUUUUUGGAGGAAGAGAAGAUGAGUAUGUACAAGACGACGUGUGCCGUUCUCCAUUUUGGGGAGAUGAAGUUCAAGCAGCGACCCAGGGAGGAACAAGCUGAAUCUGACGGCACUGCUGAAGCGGAAAAAGUGGCAUUUUUGUUGGGUGUAAACUGUUCUGAUUUGCUGAAGUCGCUGUUGACUCCAAAGGUGAAAGUCGGUAACGAAUACGUCACGAAAGGACAAAACAAGGACCAGGUUGUAUACGCGGUGGCUGCUCUGGCAAAGGCGAUAUACGCUCGCAUGUUCCUGUGGCUGGUUAGUCGCUGCAACAAAACGUUGGACACAAAACAUAAGAAACAGUACUUUAUCGGUGUACUCGAUAUCGCUGGAUUUGAGAUCUUUCAAUACAACACUUUCGAGCAAUUGUGCAUCAACUACACGAAUGAACGCUUGCAACAAUUCUUCAACCAUCACAUGUUCGUCUUGGAGCAGGAGGAAUAUAAGAAAGAGGGUAUUCAGUGGGAGUUUAUCGAUUUUGGAAUGGAUCUUCAACAGUGUAUUGAUCUCAUUGAGAAGCCCAUGGGCAUACUGUCUAUUCUUGAAGAAGAGUGUAUGUUUCCAAAAGCAUCUGAUAAAACCUUUUUGGCAAAACUUUUCGAAAACCACAUGGGCAAGUCACCCAACUUUGGAAAACCGAAACCCGUGAAGAAUGUUCGGUUCGAACCUCACUUUGAAGUUUACCAUUAUGCAGGAAAUGUCGCAUAUAACAUUCAAGGCUGGUUGGACAAAAACAAGGAUCCAAUCCAGGAAUGUGUGGUGCAGUUGAUGCAGGGAUCGAAAGAACCUCUCGUCUCCAACUUUUUCAAAGAUCCAGAUGACGGGGAUUCGAAAAAGAAAAAAAAGGGAACAGCAUAUCAGACAAUUUCAGCAACGCAUAGAGAACAAUUGAACAAGUUGAUGGCUAACUUGAGAACCACCCACCCCUCCUUUGUUCGUUGCAUUAUUCCAAAUGAACAGAAGAAACCAGGUCUCAUUGAAGCCGGUUUAGUCUUGCAUCAGUUGCAGUGCAAUGGUGUGUUGGAAGGUAUCAGAAUCUGCCGCAAAGGUUUCCCCAACCGAAUGAUUUAUUCUGAAUUCAAGCAAAGAUACUCAAUUUUGGCGCCAAAUGUGAUUCCUCCUGGUUUCGUUGACGGAAAAGCAGUCAGUGAGAAGGUUCUAGCAGCUCUUCAGUUAGAUCAGAAUGAUUACAGACUUGGUCACACCAAGGUAUUUUUCAAGGCUGGUGUUCUCGGUACUCUCGAGGAUUGGAGAGAUGAGAGGCUGUCAAAGAUUGUUUCUAACUUCCAAGCUCAAAUAAGAGGAUAUCUCAUUAGGCGAAACUACAAGAAACUCAUUGACCAAAGAUUGGCAUUGAGUAUAAUUCAACGAAACAUUCGUCGCUGGAUGGCGGUGCGUAACUGGCAGUGGUGGAAGCUGUACACCAGAGUGAAGCCACUUCUUAGUAUUGCUCGCCAAGAAGAUGAAAUGAAGAAAAAAGAAGAGGAGUGGGAAAAGACGAAAGAAGAACUCCAGAAGAUGACCAAGAUGAAGAAGGAACUUGAGGAACAGAAUGUCUCGUUGUUUCAAGCUAAAAAUGAUUUGUUCCUGCAGUUACAAGCUGAACAAGAUAAUGUUAAUGAUCUCAAUGAGCGAAUCGCACAGCUUGUCAACCAAAAAGGUUUGUCCUAUUAA